AUGUUUGAAAAGGUGCCUUAUGUGGAAAACUUAUGUGAAGAUCUAGAUCAAAACUUGAAAUUUGAAGACGUGUCCGUAAUUUCUAAGACUCCUGUGAGAAUCCCUACCAAGGGCCCCAUAAGAAUCACUGCUGAGCCCAACGUCGCUCCCUUGAUCAUUACCAAGCCUGGUCCGAUCCCGUACUCCUCUGACAAAGCUGUUCCUUGGAGCUAUGGUAAUGAUGUGUACAUCCAUGGUGUGAAACAAGAAGCCUUGAAUGAUGAGCCUGUCAAAGUUCCCAGUCGCGAUGUUGACAAUAUUGUAGGGACCAGCAAGGUUACAAGAAGUGGAAGAAUUUUCUCUCCGAAAAUCUCUCCUGAUGCCAAUAUCUCAACCCAGGUCCCUGUUUCCGAUUUAACUGCUGAUGUGCGAGGAAAAGGACCAAUGCCGGAACCAGUUCAAAUACCAGGGGAAGUUACGGCUGAAGAAGUCUCUCAAAAGGAAAUGGAUGAAAUUCUGAAGGUCAUCCGGAAGAGUGAUUAUGAUGUGAUCGAACAGUUGGGGCACACUUCCUCCAAGAUAUCCAUGCUAUCAUUGUUAACUUGUUCGGAGGCUCAUGCUAAGGCUCUGAUGAAAUUUCUAAAAGCUGCGCAUGUACCACAAGAGAUUUCUGUUAAUCAAUUUGAGAACUGUGUUGUAAGUUUGACAACGAACAACUACCUGGGGUUUUCUGAUGCUGAUCUGACUCCUGCUGGAAAGAGUCAUAACAAGGCCUUGCACAUCUCCAUUGAGUGUAAGGGUACUACUCUGUCCCAUGUGCUGGUGGAUAAUGGCUCCUCCUUGAAUGUAUUACCUAAAAUGGUGCUGGAUAGACUUGAUUCUGAGGGGAUGAUACUAAAACCCAGUAAUGUGGUGGUGAAGGCUUUCGAUGGGUCGAAGAGUACAGUCUAUGGAGAGGUUGAGCUCCCAAUCAGAGUGGGUUCUCAAACUUUCAACUCCUUGUUCUAUGUGAUGGAUAUCCACCCCGCCUAUUCUUGUUUGCUUGGGCGCCCGUGGAUACAUGGGGCAGGUGCUGUGACAUCUACGUUGCAUCAGAAGCUGAAGUACCUUGCAAAUGGCAAGAUCGUCACUGUGCAUGGGGAAGAAGAGUAUGUAGUUAGUUGUGCGAAUGAGUACAAGUAUAUCGAAGUGAACGGCGAAUUCAUCGAGACUCCUUGCCAGACUUUUGAAUUGAUUCCUCAAGUUGUCUCUUCUGCCAAGCACACUCCUACUGUUCCUAAAGUUACUCGGAUCCCUCCAACCAUGGCUUCUCUGAAAGAUGCUAAGGCUGUAGUUGAAAAAGGUGGUUGUACUAUUUAG
Molecule: messenger RNA, 1338 nt
Organism: Vicia villosa (hairy vetch)
Lineage: Eukaryota; Viridiplantae; Streptophyta; Magnoliopsida; Fabales; Fabaceae
Exons: 1
Coding region: 1-1338 (445 amino acids)
Source: RefSeq, a predicted model, not a curated record